Messenger RNA from Acanthamoeba castellanii str. Neff, 1068 nucleotides. Its product is annotated as DnaJ domain containing protein. Lineage: Eukaryota; Discosea; Longamoebia; Acanthamoebidae. The transcript is spliced from 8 exons. The record is from RefSeq and is a predicted model, not a curated record. Bases 1 to 1068 code for a protein of 355 amino acids.
AUGGAGGGAAAGGUUCUUGAGACAGAGUACUACGACCUGCUGGGUGUGAGCCCUACGGCCACCACGGCGCAGAUCAAGAAGGGGUACUAUCAGGCCGCGAAGGUUCAUCAUCCCGACAAGGGCGGCAGCGAAGAUACGUUUAAAGCGAUUUCUGUCGCGUAUGAGGUCCUGUCCGACCCCGAGAAGAGGGAACGGUACAAUAAGUACGGCAAGGUGGUGUUUGAAAAGGGCGAUGACAUCUUCUCCGACCCGCGCGAGCUGUUCAAGGACAUGUUUGGUGGUGAGAAGUUCAAGGAGUUCUUUGGUGAAGUCUCUUUCGAGCACUUCUCGGCCACCUCGGACCCUGGUGAGCAGGAGGCGCACCGAAUCAUCACUCUCCGAGCACAGCUUCUCUCGAAACUUGAGCUCUACCUGGAGGGCAGCGAAGAGGAAUUCAAGCAGUCGCUCACCAAACAAGCGGCAGAGCUGAAGGACGAGGAUCGAGGCGCUGAGCUGCUCUACCAUGUCGGCUACGUGUAUCGGUCAGAGGCCAAGCAGCACUUGGGUGGCAUCGGUGGCACCUUUGCCGAAUGGCGCGAGAAGGCGCACAUGAUCAAGGAAACCUGGGGAGCACUCAAGUCCGCCAUUCGCCUGGAAGUGGCGCAGCAGGAACUUCAGGCUAAGCAGAUGGAGGGCGAGCUGGGAACACAGACCGAAGAGCAGGCCGAGCUCGAGGCUGCCAUCGAAAGCGAAGGCAUGGGUGCCCUCUUCCGAAUGGGCAAGCUCGAAACCGAGAACACUAUGCGAAAGGUAUGCGAGUCGGUGUUGGGCGACCUGGACAUCUCCAAGGCCGAGCGGAGGAGACGCGCCAAGGGUCUGCGAAUCAUGGGCGAGAUCUAUGAGAAGGUGGGCGCCACCGAGUACAGGCGAAAGCUCAAGGAGGAGGAGAAGAAGAGGAAGGAGGAAGCCGAUGCCGGCGGCCACAAGGGCAAGGAGAAGGCCGAGACCGAGUCAUCCAAGGACGAAGCCGACGAAGCGCUUGCCGCCGAACCUCCCGUGCCCAGCAACAGCAACGAAGAUAUUGACUGA